Molecule: messenger RNA, 897 nt
Organism: Perkinsus marinus ATCC 50983
Lineage: Eukaryota; Perkinsozoa; Perkinsida; Perkinsidae
Product: retrovirus polyprotein, putative
Exons: 1
Biological process (GO): DNA integration
Molecular function (GO): nucleic acid binding
Source: RefSeq, a predicted model, not a curated record
UACCAUGAUUUGACGCCUACUUGCCACAGGGGUGCGGCGAGGCUUGCAGAAGCAGUACUGAGAUAUCAUUGGUGGCCAACAGUGCUAGCAGAUUGUGCCCGAUACGCUCGUACGUGUACGAGGUGUCAAGUCGAUAAGGUGACAUUGCGCCAUAGAGUCGGUGAACUGGGAUCGACGGUCUCGAGAAGUUCAAGGCCAAAUGAGUUGUUGAUUAUUGACUAUGCUGGGCCGAUUUCCUUCCCAGGACAGGCGCCGGAAGAUCCAAAAUAUAUCUUACUAAUGAUAGAUGCCUACACCAGGUGGUUGCACCUCGAGGCGGUCCAUUCUGAUGAUGCUCUUACCACUGCCCAAAUUCUGUGGAAGGCCCAUAUUUGUGUCCAUGGUCCACCAACUGUGCUUCACUCUGAUAGAGGAGUACACUUCACUGCCAACAUCAUCACUGAGCUAUGCAGAUUCACAUCGAUGACUCACACGCUCGGCUCUGUUCGGAACCCCAGAGUACAAGGUCUGGUUGAGAGAGCGGUCAGAGAAGUAAAAACGGCUCUACGAGUGACCAGUGAGCGACUUCGACAAGAAGGGCAAAGCUGGUGGGAACAAUUACCUGCGAUAGCUAUGGUACACAAUACAGCGAGCCCUGUAUAUGCGAACUCCAUUGGGGAUAUGUCGCCCUACUAUCUGACGUAUGGCAGACACGCGCCUGAUCUGUUUGCUAGUGGAAAUCCUCCCGAGUGUGCUUAUGACGACAUGGGGGACUACGUGGAAGAGCUACGCCAUAAUAUUGAGAUGGCACAUCAGAUUUGGGAUAUUGUGAGGCAACUCGAGAUUGCCAAGCGGCAGGACGAGUUUCGCCUUCACAAUUCAGCCAAUGAUAUUCAAGAAGGUAGCUACGUCUUACGA